AUGGGGGCAGCUCUGGAGCACCUCUUCAUCUCGGUGGGCAUGCUGGUGUGCCUGGUCUACCUGGUGAAGUGGGUGAGAUUCUCCAAAUGUAUUUACCUGCAUUUCUGGAAGGUUUUGCCAAGGUCCUUCUUGAAGUCAAUGGGACAGUGGGCAGUGAUCACUGGAGCAGGAGAUGGGAUCGGGAAAGCGUACUCCUUUGAGCUAGCAAGACAAGGACUCAAUGUUGUGCUGAUCAGCCGGACAUUGGAAAAACUACAGGCUGUUGCCAUGGAGAUUGAGUCGACCACAGGGAGCAGUGUGAGAAUUAUACAAGCAGAUUUUACCAAGGACGACAUCUAUGGGUAUAUUGAGGAAAAACUUAAAGGCUUAGAAAUUGGAAUUUUAGUCAACAAUGUUGGAAUGCUUCCAAGCCUUCUCCCGAGCCAUUUCCUUGAUACGCCACAUGUCAUCCAGAGCGUCAUCCACUGUAACAUCACCUCCGUAGUGAAGAUGACCCAGCUCCUUCUGAGGCACAUGGAGUCCAGGCGGAAAGGGCUCAUCUUGAACAUUUCUUCUGGGGUGGCCCUGUUUCCCUGGCCUCUAUACUCCAUGUAUUCAGCUUCCAAGGCUUUCAUGUGCACGUUUUCCAAGGCACUGCAAGCGGAAUAUAAAGCCAAAGGAAUCAUUAUCCAGGUGCUGACCCCAUACGCUGUCUCCACCCCAAUGACCAAGCACCUCAACACCAGCCCCAUAACCAAGACUGCCGACGACUUUGUUCGAGAAUCACUGAAUUACAUCACGCUGGGAGACGCAACCUGUGGCUGCCUCGGCCAUGCAAUCAUGGCGAGCUUGCUGGGCCUGGUCCCCUCGUGGGCUUUCUACAGCAGCGCGUUCAAGAAGCUGCUCCUGACUCAUUACACCAACUACCUCAAGCGGAACGCCAGCAUCGGGUAG
Molecule: messenger RNA, 933 nt
Organism: Molossus molossus (Pallas's mastiff bat)
Lineage: Eukaryota; Metazoa; Chordata; Mammalia; Chiroptera; Molossidae
Gene: HSD17B3
Product: hydroxysteroid 17-beta dehydrogenase 3
Exons: 11
Coding region: 1-933 (310 amino acids)
Cellular component (GO): endoplasmic reticulum
Molecular function (GO): oxidoreductase activity
Source: RefSeq, a predicted model, not a curated record